Saimiri boliviensis boliviensis (Bolivian squirrel monkey) is the source of this 1401-nucleotide messenger RNA. RefSeq names its product RNA binding motif protein 34 (gene RBM34). NCBI's taxonomy places the organism in Eukaryota, Metazoa, Chordata, Mammalia, Primates, Cebidae. Gene Ontology annotation, molecular function: RNA binding. The record is from RefSeq and is a predicted model, not a curated record. Gene Ontology annotation, cellular component: nucleolus.
CGGAAGUGCGAGCUCCAGCGCCGCUGCCAUCUGGGAGGCCUCGAAGUCAGAAUGGCCUUGGAAGGGAAGAACAAACGGAAGAGAAAAAGAAGUGUCGGGAAGGGACAGAACCGUGAAGUCUGCGUUCGCGGGAGUCCGCCGGAGCACUACGAGGUUGGACAGGUCGCCAGUAGCUUAUUCUGCGGCGAGCGCCCUUCCAGAGGUGGCAACGGUCGGCUGGCGUCGCUCUUCACCCCUUUGGAUCCUCAGGUUCAACCUGUGUAUGUGCCUGUGCCUAAAGAAACCACCAAAAAAAGGAAACGGAAUGAGGAGGAAGAAAGUGCUUCCCCGAUUGAAAGACCACUUUUGCAGGAAUCUGCAAAAAAAGUGAAAGCGAAGAAGAAACACACUAAUGCAGAAAAAAGGUUGGCAAACAGGGAAAGUGCUCUAUUGAGUGCUGAUUUAGAAGAAGAAAUUCACCAGAAACAAGGGCAGAAAAGGAAAAAGUCUCAAUCUGGUGUUAAAGGAGCAGAUAGAAAAGUACUUGAUGUAGAUGACACAGUUGUAAGUCAAAGAAGAAAAAUUCAAAUCAACCAAGAAGAAGAGAGAUUAAAGAAUGAGAGAACUGUGUUUGUCGGAAAUUUGCCUGUUACAUGUGAUAAGAAGAAGCUGAAGUCGUUUUUUAAAGAGUAUGGACCAAUAGAAUCUGUACGAUUUCGUUCUCUGAUUCCAGCAGAGGGAACUCUAUCCAAAAAGUUGGCAGCAAUAAAACGUAAAAUUCAUCCUGACCAGAAAAAUAUUAAUGCCUAUGUUGUGUUUAAGGAUGAGAGUGCUGCCACACAAGCAUUGAAAAGAAAUGGGGCCCAAAUUGCAGAUGGAUUUCGUGUUAGAGUUGAUCUCGCAUCUGAGACCUCAUCUAGAGACAAGAGAUCCGUUUUUGUAGGGAAUCUCCCUUACAAAGUUGAAGAAUCUGCCGUUGAGAAGCACUUCCUGGACUGUGGCAGUAUCAUGGCUGUGAGGAUUGUGAGGGACCAAGUUACAGGCGUUGGCAAAGGGUUUGGCUAUGUGCUCUUUGAGCAUACAGAUUCAGUUCAUCUUGCUCUGAAAUUAAAUAAUUCUGAACUAAUGGGAAGAAAACUCAGAGUCAUGCGUUCUGUUAAUAAAGAAAAAUUAAAACAACAAAAUUCAAAUCCACGAUUGAAGAAUGUUAGUAAACCUAAGCAGGGACUUAAUUUGACUUCUAAAAAUGCAGAAGGACAUUCUAAAAGCCUGUUUAUUGGAGAGAAAGCUGUUCUCAUUAAAAAGAAGAAGAAAGGACAGAAGAAAAGUAGAUGCACUAAGAAACAGAGGAAACAGAAAUAACCAGGAGCUGCUUUUUCUUUUCCUGCUGAGCUACUAAUAAAAGUGCUGUUUUCUCCUAAU